Sinocyclocheilus anshuiensis is the source of this 1661-nucleotide messenger RNA. Its product is annotated as ADP-ribosylation factor-like protein 5B. Gene Ontology annotation, molecular function: GTP binding; GTPase activity. The transcript has 6 exons. The record is from RefSeq and is a predicted model, not a curated record. Lineage: Eukaryota; Metazoa; Chordata; Actinopteri; Cypriniformes; Cyprinidae. The coding region runs from base 454 to 993 and encodes 179 amino acids.
ACAAGAGAGCGUGAGCUCUUGCUAUUUAUCCAGGAGCAGCGCCGCUGCGAGCUCUGUGUGCCUCAAGUUUACUCCCUUGAGCUCUUCCCGAGCAUUUACACGCGUGUAGCCAGACAAAGGGAGCGGAUGUGUGUUUUUUGUCCAUGAGGAAAAUGUGGAUGAGGUCAGAGCGAUCUGGGAAGUAAAGAGGCUUGUGUUUGGAGAGAGAUGUAUCAGCCGCGCUCGCAUCUGUCGCACACUUGAUCUGAUCACACAAGAGAAGAAGAGGUGCUCUGGAGCUGCUUACCUGUGCGUGAACACACCGUGGACACACACACGGACAGACGGAGGCAUGUGCUGUGUUACCGUAGCCUCAUGGGGUUUAUGAAGAAAUAACGGCUUCACGGACAGCUGCUGUAGGCCUCUCCGCUAAACUCAGCCUCACUGGACACGGUCUCUCACCCACCAGGAGAAAUGGGUCUAAUUUUCGCCAAACUAUGGAGUUUCUUUUGUAAUCAAGAACACAAGGUGAUUAUUGUGGGGCUGGACAACGCUGGGAAAACCACUAUACUUUAUCAGUUUUUAAUGAAUGAGGUGGUGCACACGUCUCCUACAAUUGGCAGCAAUGUGGAGGAAAUAGUGGUGAAGAAAACCCACUUUCUGAUGUGGGAUAUUGGUGGUCAGGAGAGUCUCCGCUCCUCUUGGAACACGUACUACUCCAACACUGAGUUCAUCAUACUGGUAGUGGACAGUACUGACAGAGAGAGACUAGCCAUUUCUAAAGAAGAGAUCUACAGGAUGCUAGCACAUGAGGAUCUGCGCAAAGCUGCAGUGUUGAUCUUUGCUAAUAAGCAGGACAUGAAGGGCUGUAUGUCUGCAGCAGAGAUUUCCAAAUACCUGACCCUCAGCUCCAUGAAGGAUCAUCCCUGGCACAUCCAGUCCUGCUGUGCGCUCACUGGAGAAGGGCUGUGUCAAGGUUUAGAGUGGAUGACCUCAAGAGCCGGGCUCAGAUAGCCUCUGAGUCUUCUUGUUGGACUGAUUGACAGCGAUUUCCACCUCCUCUGGUGGCACUGCAGGCUCAUCCCAUUGGCUGCUCAUGUUUUAUUUUUAAUCUCGCUCUGCAGCUGAACUCUCUGGACACCUACCUCAGCUGGGAUUUAUCAGUUACAUGAAUCUGGUUUGACAGUCUUGUCGAUCAAUAUUAAAUCAGGAGCGUCUGGAUUUUUGUACUGGGUGUAUAUCGGAAGAUCUUCAAAUUCGAAAGUAUUUCAACUUAAAGAGAGGCACUACAUUGCUGGUGUGUGUUUGUGAGGAGGGACUGUGUUUUUAACACUCUGACAGUGGAACAGAAGUUCUCCAAAUAAGUAUAUUAAGCUAAUCGUGUGUUUCUUUAAAUCUACUGGGAAGAAAUGAUUUGAAUGGUCUAAAUGUUACUUUUUCACAUGGGGAAUCUUUGGGUAAAUUGUUGUUAUUGUUUGGUUGUUUUUGGUUAUGCUUUUGGGGUAUCAAAUGUUUAAAGUGCCAUUGGUACCCAGCAACACCACCACAUAUCAUGAAAACACCUGAGCAUAUCACUUAGUACACAUUACCUCAAUCAUUAGUUACAGUAGAGGGUGCUGUUACCAUUUCAGACUGGCCAUUACAGCUUGAAAUGUCAUUGAUGUGAGAUGCAAUUUAAAGAA